ACAAGCUCGCCUCGGCAGAGCAACGUAAACAAAAUUCAGUUCAACAUUUAUCGUGAGCAGCCUAGUACAGUAACGAUGCAUGUCCGUGCAUUUAUAAUUAUUUUUCUUCUACGCUUUGUUGAACUAAAGGUGUUAGAUUUAUCAUGCAAAGAAAUCCGUGCUUUUAUCGACGGUCAUAAUUCACGUCGCCUCAGCUUAGCCAAGGGGAGUGUUCAAAAACAACCUGCAGCAUCUGAGAUGAAGUACAUGAUUUGGGACAAGGAGUUGGCGGCAAAAGCAUCCAAAUGGGCAUCGACUAAUCAAUUAUCCCACAAUCCUGACAGAACUAUUGCGUCCGGAAGAUUCACAACGGGAGAGAACAUAUAUAUGGCGGGUUCCACUGAUCUCAAUUGGAAAAUUAAUCUUGACAACGCAUUACAAUCUUGGUUCGAUGAACACAAAGACUACACGUAUGGACCCCUAAAAAUAUCUGAUUUCAACGGUUCCAGCAAAGCUAUAGGACAUUAUACACAGAUGGCGUGGUCUGAUUCCAUAUACGUUGGAUGUGGAGUUUCCGAAAAUCUGAAAAACGGAAUGAAAGAAUAUUAUGUAGUCUGCAACUACGGUCCACCCGGAAAUUAUUUAGGUCAAACUCCAUACAAAGCGUCUGGUAGUGCAAGUGGAAAACUGAUUUGUUCUACUAAAGAUUGCAGCCGCCCAUACGGAGACAGCUGUAAAUAACAAAUAUCCAUUAAUCUUUCUUAAUUCAAAAUUAUUGUUAAAAAUUAUAAUCAUUUGUAAAUUAAUUUAUC
This is a messenger RNA of Vanessa atalanta (red admiral), 791 nucleotides long. Its product is annotated as venom allergen 5-like. The record is from RefSeq and is a predicted model, not a curated record. The transcript is spliced from 7 exons. Lineage: Eukaryota; Metazoa; Arthropoda; Insecta; Lepidoptera; Nymphalidae. The coding region runs from base 76 to 720 and encodes 214 amino acids. Gene Ontology annotation, cellular component: extracellular region.